AUGUUGAAAAUAUUGUUAUCAUAUUUAUUUAAAACAUCUUUAUCUGCAUUUCGUGCUGCUAUAUUAGCUAACAAUACAAAUCGUAUUUGUCGUAUUUUGAAUGUGAAUGGAGAUUAUAUUCAUAAAGAAUUGGAUGUGCAAGGAAAUACACCACUAUUAUUGGCAAUGAAGUAUACAUCGUCAUCAACUGUUCGUUUAUUACUUGAGCAAGGUGCAUCUCCUGAUCAACCAAAUUCUCUUACUUUUCAAACACCACUCGGUUUAUUAGCUGCAACAGUCUAUGAAAAUGAUCGAUUACAUGAAGCACGAAUUGCGCUUGAAAUGGCUAAUAUUUUAUUAGACCAUGGAGCUUACGUCGAUCAACCUUCAAUUUAUAAGUAUGCAGAUGAAGAUGGCCAUAGUUAUGUCAUUACAGAAACACCUUUAAUGAUAGCUGUAAGAACAAGCAAUCUACCAAUAGCAACCUUAUUUAUUGAGAGACAAGCAAAUGUAAACUAUGUAGAAAAAUUAUUUGAAAAUCGACCUGUGCAUUUGUCUAUAACAAAUGGUGAUGAAGAAAUGUUUGAUCUAUUGGAAAAUGCUGGUGCACCGUGUCGUUCUGUCGUAAAUAAUGAAAAGAAUACCUUAUUACAUUGCUUUUGCCAUAAUAAAGACAAUGAUGAACGGAUUUCUUUGUUAGAAAAAUUAAUUGAUAAAGGUUGCGAUGUUAAUGCCGAAAAUACUGCUCGACGUACACCAUUAAUGCUAGCUGUAAAAUUAAAUAUGAUUAAUACGUGUCGUGUGCUCAUAAAUGUUCAUGCCAAUAUAGACAAAAUUGAUUAUAAAGGUUUUCAAGCUAUCGAUUUCACUGAACCAGAUAGUGAUUGUUUUAGAUUAUUAAAACAAGGUAAAGAUACUCAAAAAAUGAACUCAAAAGCGUCUCAUAAUAAAGAUCGAACUCACAGGAGAAAAAAAUAUAUUUCUACAAGUCCACUUUCUAAACAAAUAAUUGAACCAAUAAAACAUUUCAGAGUUCAUGAUAACAAAAUAAAACCUUUUAUGUCAACUGUGAGCUAUGAAGGCAAAACAAUGAAAACACAAAAUAAUUUAUCACGUAUUGAAUCUGAUCGAAAACAUAGUACUGAAGAAAUACAUACAAAAUAUAAAAAUAUGUGGGAAAAACUAAUAGAAACACAACAACAAAUACCAAGAACAAGUGAUUUAUCAUUACGAAAAGCUGACGAAUCUUCUCACCAACUAAAAAGCAAUCUAUCUCAAGCACGAACCAACGAUUUACACAAAAAACAGAAUGUAUCAUAA
Molecule: messenger RNA, 1299 nt
Organism: Rotaria socialis
Lineage: Eukaryota; Metazoa; Rotifera; Eurotatoria; Philodinida; Philodinidae
Source: the annotation of a GenBank genome assembly